Messenger RNA from Pelagomonas calceolata, 1595 nucleotides. NCBI's taxonomy places the organism in Eukaryota, Pelagophyceae, Pelagomonadales, Pelagomonadaceae. The record is from the annotation of a GenBank genome assembly.
CAUCACCACCUCUCUCGCAAAGCGCAUACGCGCCCGCCGAUUACGGGUCCCAGCUUGGCGCUGCAGCCACGGCGCCACUGCUGCGCAAGGGCUGCUAGCACGGUAUCCAUCGCUAUAGCCAAGGGCAGCAUCACAGCAUCACACAUCACAACCAACACCUUGAUACAGCAUACCAUUAUCUCGCGCGCGCGCCAAAGAUCGACGUCGCCAUCCCGCCGACACAAGCUCGGGACCACCAACGCAUUGGCCCGUAGGCCAAAAAGCGAAACGCCAGGAUGGCGGACGACGACGUCAACGCCACAUUGGCAGACGACACGUACGACCUCGAGGUCGGCCUCGGCGCUUUCGUGAAUGAUUUGAGCUGGACGAAGACGCUCAUCGCCCUCGGCCUCCUAAUGCUGCUCCUGGGCAGCUACACCCACGAACUAGGACAAAUGGAGGUCUCGGACGCGACUUUAGGACUCAAGACGAACCAGCCCAUAUCUAAGACGCACGACACGCAGAGCAAGGAAGCGCUGGCAUUAGCGUUAGGUAUGUUCGGCUGGUCGGCGGCGAUCGUCUACGUGAACGCUUAUAUUCUCGAUGAUUUAUGUCCGCUGCCCGCAACAAUCACGGCCGUGCAACAAUUUGCCUGCUUUGUGGUAGCUUACGUCUGUACGCACGUCCUGCAGAUGACGCGGCCCCUCGACAUCUCAUGGCGGAUCUACGUCAAGUGGCUCGUCCCGCUGGCCGCGACCUUUGCGAUCUACCUCUGGGCCGGGAAUUUAUCUUAUGUGUACCUGGCGCCGGGGUACGUCCAGAUGCUCAAGCCCGUGGCCGGGCCCAUCAUCUACGGGUUGAGUGUUGUGAACGACCCUUCACUCUUGUCAAAGUACAAGGCCCUGAAUUUUUUGAUCGUGUUCGGGAGCGUCGCGCUGACGGCGUCGACGUCGGACGACGAUGCGUCCACCCACGCUUUGCGGGGUGUUUUUUGUAUUCUGGCCGCAUCGGUCGCGAACGCCGUCUACGCCGUCGGGCUCCAGGUGAUCCAAGCUCGGGAUUUCGAAGAAGUUAGGUUUAACCCCCUGACGACGAUGCUCUACGUCAUGCCGUGUUCCGCGGUGUUUUUAUUUGUCAUCGCGGCGGUGACCGAGUGGACACCUAUUGAUUCUUUGUCGUCCUGUGUAGCGUCGUUGCCGUGGUGGCUGUUGCUGCUGGACUGCGCUUGUAGCGUCGGAUUCAAUCUGACGAUGCUCCGAUUCAUCGGUACACUGUCGGCGGUGAACUACGCGCUCUACUCUCUGCUCAAAGAUAUUGCUUUGCUCACGAUCGCCUUCCUCUUUUUCAGCGAGGAGUUGUACGCGUCGCGAAUAGAGGGCUGGGCUGUGACGAUCUGCGGCUGCUGCGUCUGGCACUGUGUGGAAAUCAACCAGUGAGUUAGGUUAUCCGACGUGGCCAUGGGGACAAUGUCGCGUCGAUGGCGUGGAAUCACCACGCCAUCGCGUAGACGCAGCUAUGGAAAGCACGUCGCGUCGAUGGCGUGGGGCGCCCGAAAUUUGAUUUCCACACAGGUCUGGCAACACAGGAAGUUGAGAGAGAGGCGUAAUCUACAAUAA